CCCGGGCUUCAAGGGACGUGUGGGAUUUAUUACCUCAAUGAGUGAACACUUCUGUGGCACGUGCAACCGUUUACAGAUAACAGCUGAUGGCAAUUUGGAGGUGUGACUCUUUGGGUAUUCAGAGAUAUCUCUCAGAGAUGCAAUACGAAGCAAAUGCAGUGAGGAUGACUUGCUUGCCAUGAUUGGGGCAGCAGUGAGAAGAAAGAAGAAACAACAUGGAGGUGGCCCUGAACUUGAUGGCUGUAGUGAUGUCGUGAAGGCACAAAGUCGGAAGUUGUUAAACCUUCAGAAACAAGAUUUUCAAAAGUACUUCUUCUCAGAUACCAAUAUUUCGCCCCUGUUUGUGUCGGAUACACAGAUGUCUCAGUUGUUGUCACGUAAUUUGAGUGUAGUGACUGAAUCUAGAAAACAGUUUCUUUUGCUUCCCUGUGCCCCAAGCAUUAUGUGCAAUGCAGGACUCCUAACAAAACAAACACACAGAGCACAGCCCUCUGUCUUCUCUUGCCGUUUCUGCAGUUUGGGAGCACAGUCCGAAAGUCGGACUCAUGUUGACCGGUCUGGCAGGGCGAAAAUGGUCAACGUGGGUUCGAAGCUGGUGACAGAACGGACUGCUACAGCACGAGCAAAGGUUUUUGUGGGACCCGAACUGAUGAAACUCAUACGAGAAAAUGGCCUGAAGGUACUUAGCGUUGCUCGCCUGGCGGGAAUUGUGGGGUCCAAGCAGACGUCCAGCCUUAUCCCUCUGUGUCAUAACAUAUCUUUAUCCUCUGUGGCUGUGGACAUUGAACUUUACUCUGCUCUCAACUGUGUGAUUAUAACUGGCACGGCAAAGUGUAGAGGGCAGACGGGCAUGGAGAUGGAAGUUCUCGCUGCUGUAUCGGUGUCUGCCUUAACAGUGUACGAUAUGUGCAAAGCUGUGAGUCAUGACAUUUUGAUAUCUGAAAUAAUGCUUCUGGCCAAAAGUGGGGGAACUAGAGGAGACUUCCACCGGACAUGAGCAUCUGUGUGGGGCAGUGAAAUAAGUUGUAAUAUUUGACAUUGCAGCUUUUGAAAAUGGAGCAGGAUGUUGUGCCCUCUUUCCUAUUGGAGUGUUUCUCUGUGAUCAGAAUUGGAGGCAGACAAUUCACUUGAACUUCCAUUGCUAUUGUUGAUGUCUUUGAAUCAUGUUGUUUCUUUGUGAUUAAUAAAAAAAUUAUACAAUCCAA
Molecule: messenger RNA, 1205 nt
Organism: Schistocerca serialis cubense
Lineage: Eukaryota; Metazoa; Arthropoda; Insecta; Orthoptera; Acrididae
Product: cyclic pyranopterin monophosphate synthase-like
Exons: 4
Coding region: 179-997 (272 amino acids)
Biological process (GO): Mo-molybdopterin cofactor biosynthetic process
Source: RefSeq, a predicted model, not a curated record